Messenger RNA from Rhizophagus irregularis DAOM 181602=DAOM 197198, 933 nucleotides. Lineage: Eukaryota; Fungi; Glomeromycota; Glomeromycetes; Glomerales; Glomeraceae. The record is from RefSeq and is a predicted model, not a curated record.
AAAAAAAAUACCAGAAUUUGACCAAAUAGAAUCAGACCAAGAAAGAAAUGAAAAGUUAAUGGAUUUUUAUUUAUCGACUAGCAUCGACGCUAUUGAUAGAUCACAUAUAUAUCAUUUUCUUAGAGCAUGUAUAUUUCAAAGUAGUUUUUCUUCCCCAGUUGAGGAUAAAUUAAUUCAAGGGUGUAAGGUUUUAGAUAUUGGGUGUGGGGCUGCUACGUGGUUAUUAGAAUUAUCAACCAAAUAUAAAAAUUCUUAUUUUUAUGGAGUUGAUAUUAAACCAAUAUAUCCACAAGAGAUAAAACCAUAUAAUCUUGAAUUCAUCAAAGCCGAUGUAACAGAUCGAUUAUCAUUUAAUGAUGACGAAUUUGAUUUUACACAUGUAGAAUUUAUGAGCUUUGUUUUUACAUCAAACCAAUGGGAUUUCGUUCUUUCUGAGCUCGUGAGAGUAACGAAACCAGGUGGAUAUAUUGAAGUAGCUGGUAGACGUAAUGGUUAUGUUGGCGAAGGUCCAAUUUUUCGUAAAUUAACGGAUGCAAUUUGGUUAAUGUAUUCAAAACAAGGUAUUGAUGUUAAAUUGAUGUAUAAUCUAGAUUCAAAAUUUGAAUUACAACCAAAUAUAGGAAAAGUUCAUCGAAUUGAAAAAGAUUUUAUUACGGGACCAAAUGGAGGUAAAAUUGGUUUAGUUUGGCAAGAUAUGUCUAUUGCUUAUUUUAAAUCAAAAUUGGCAAUUCAAGUUAUAAGUAAAGAAUUGGGAAUUUCUGAAGAAGAAUUCAAUAAUAUGGUGAAAAAUUUAACUGAAGAAUUUAAACAAACUAGAGCUGAGUGUGUUCAUGUUAGAUUUUGGGCUCAAAAACAAUUAUCGGAAUAAUAGUCACGAAUAAAUUUUUUUGUAUUAAUAUUUAAUUUAGAAAUUUAUCUAUACCAUAGUUUUUA